AUGUCUGCAGUCAAACCGCCAGCAACUCAGAAGCCUUCUGCAGCUCAAAACGCUCCAAAGCAAGCUCAAGCACGUCCUCUUCCUUCUCCUCAAGCUCAAUCCACACAUACACACGGAUCUUCCCUAGACAGAACUCCCAACCCCGCGAAACCAGCCAAAAAGCCCAGCCUCUUCAGCCGAAUGUUCGGCGGCUCAAGCCAUCAUCCUACUCCAACUCCGCCACACAACCCGCACCCACAUGCACCGGGCGCAGUUAUUCGUCCUCCUCCGCCUUCAUUCAGCGGGCUGACUGGGCCUCGUCUCGUUGGCAAUCAAGCUGCGUCGAUGCCGAAUAAGGCGCAGAAGAUGGCCGGCGGUGGGAAGCCGCCCAAGCCGCUGAAGCCGCAAGUUCUGGACAUGGUAGUGGCCAUGGUCCUUCUCAUGGUCCUUCUCCUGGGCCUCAUGGCCCUCAAGGGCAAGGGCAUGAUCCGCAUGGUUCACAUCCUCCGGCUCACACUCAUGGACACGUUCAGAGUCAUGGUCACGGUCACAGUCCUAUUCAUGGACCGAGUCCACACCACAGUCAUAGCAACACCGGGAGCCAUACUGGUAGCCAGGGUAGCAGCCCCAACUCCAGCCAAACCUCGCUCCACAGCCAUACAACUACCAACAGCCACAACCCUAAUGAAACUAAUACGGAUCCGGCUCAGGCGACACCAAACGAGAAUCGGCCUUCGGUCUCUACGGUUUCGCCUACCCAGUCUGGCGUUGAAUCCUCGACUAAUGGGCUGGCGGCGGGGGCCUGAAUAUAGCCCUACGAGCUACCCACCAGGUCAAAGCCCGACGUCGCCUGGUUUCAGCGGCCCUCAGUAUCCGGGUGCAUGUGAUCCGCCCGCGCCACCGCCAUACCCUAACGACCGGUACGGUACUGGAUACGACCCCAGAUAUACCAAUGUAAACAGUCCGAAUCGGCCUGGAUACUCUGGCCCAACUCCUACACACCCAUGGAGUAACACGGGAACUUACGACCCUAGCCGACCAGGCGUCUAUGACCCGCCUUACAACCCCGGCUUCGCUAGUUCCGACCUUCAAAAUAAAAACCAGACAGGGGCUAAUCCCUAUAAUCCAGAGGCGCCGGGAGGACUAGACAGGUCUAAUCCAUGGCAAACUCAACAAGCACCUUACGGGACUAGUCCUGGUCUAGCUCUGGGCCAAACGGGCGCGUACGAUCUUGCGGUAGUGGUUGGAAGCGACCGCUCCAUCUUGGCGGGAUAUGCGCCAUGUGUUCAACAGCCACCGGGACCGUAUCAAGCAAAUAGUGCGAAGCCUUCUGGUGCUGGUAAGGGGGGGUUGAUUGCGGCUGGGGUGGGUGGUGCGGCGCUGGGAGGUUUGGCUGCGGCGGGGAUUAUGCAUGGCAUGAAUGGUGCGAAGGAUGAUGAGGAUGGUGAAGGUGAAUACAAUGAUUCCGAGGAUGGGGAGGAUGAAGAUGACGAUAAUACUGAUGAGGAUGAUGAGGAUGAUGAGGAUGAUGAGGAUGAUGAGGAUGAUGAGGAUGAUGAGGAUGAUGAGGAUGAUGAGGAUGAUGAGGAUGAUGAGGAUGAUGAGGAUGAUGAGGAUGAGGAUGGCAGUGAGGGCGAGGACGAAGACGACUACUAG
This is a messenger RNA of Aspergillus calidoustus, 1635 nucleotides long. Lineage: Eukaryota; Fungi; Ascomycota; Eurotiomycetes; Eurotiales; Aspergillaceae. The record is from the annotation of a GenBank genome assembly.